Messenger RNA from Letharia columbiana, 1932 nucleotides. RefSeq lists its product as uncharacterized. Gene Ontology annotation, biological process: ubiquitin-dependent protein catabolic process; regulation of protein catabolic process. Lineage: Eukaryota; Fungi; Ascomycota; Lecanoromycetes; Lecanorales; Parmeliaceae. Gene Ontology annotation, molecular function: enzyme regulator activity. Bases 1 to 1932 code for a protein of 643 amino acids. The transcript is spliced from 3 exons. Gene Ontology annotation, cellular component: proteasome regulatory particle, lid subcomplex; proteasome complex. The record is from RefSeq and is a predicted model, not a curated record.
AUGCCGGGCGAGAGACGGAACCUCAGGUCCACCAAAGACACUUCAUCAUCUACAAACGGCGAGGAACCACGAUCAAAUUCCCAAAGCUCCAGCUCCAACAAGGAUCAGCCAGUGCCCACCACCAGAGCAACGUCAUCAAAAGGCAAGACCUUACCUACGAAGAAGGCUUCGGGAAAGGAGGGAGCUGAGGACAAGCCACAUACAAAUGGGACGGAGCCGGUGGAGAAUGGCAUCAACGGGACUGAAGAUGUUGAUAUGGUAGAUGACGGGUCCGAAAAGGUCAAAGUAGGGACAAAUAAAGAGGGCGAGGACGAGAUGACCUUGGUUGUGCCACCGCCGAAGAGCUCAAAGCUGUCAGGAGAGCCUAACAAAGAUGAAGAGGGUGAUGUUGCAAUGGAGAACACCAAUAAGAGCGAUAACAUUAGCUCUGAGCUCGAUCCUAGAGCUAAAGCUGUUGCAGACGUCAAAGCAAACUUCGCAUUGUUAGAACGCGCUGUUGCGCAGUUCGAUGCCCGUUUCACUUUACGAGUCCUUCGGUCUAUCUCAUCUAUUCGGAAACACCUGGCGCCAGAUCUUCUCGCCCAAGUCAUUACAGAAACUUACACCUCAACAAGCUCUGUUGCAAAGACCCUUUUGGCUGCUUUAGGAAAAGAAGAUGCGUCGUUCGAGGGCCCAGAUGCACUUUCAGAAAUGGACAUCGACACACAGACAAAGGACAAGCCCCAAACCACAAGCAAGUCAACCACUCUCCCGAAAGACGUCCUCCCAGAGGUGGACACUUAUCUAUCAAUCCUUGUCCAAAUUCAUCUCUAUGAUACUAAAGCGACCGAAUUCGGGGCCAAAUUCUCCAGCAACCUCGUGGAGAGACUUCGCUCCCUGAACCGUCGUACUCUAGAUGCCUUGUCUUCCCGGGUUUACUAUUACUACUCUCUCUUCUUUGAGCAGCUUGCCCCACUACCUCCUUCGCCUAUGGCAUCCGCUGUGUCCAUCCGCCCCCAUUUGCUGGCCGCACUUCGAACCUCGGUUUUACGGAAGGACCAAGACACCCGCGCUACCGUUACUACCCUUUUACUACGAAAUUACCUAUCAACAUCUCACAUUACUCAAGCCGAUCUGCUAAUAUCGCACUCUGAAUUUCCUGCAGCUGCCUCGAACAACCAAAUCGCUCGAUACCUCUACUAUCUUGGCCGGAUACGGGCAAUUCAACUGUCAUACACCGAGGCCCAUGAGCAUUUAGUUGGCGCUACUCGCAAGUCACCCGCAACACCAAGUGCAGGUGGCUUCUACCAGGCGGCUUCAAAGUUGUUGGUCGUAGUUGAGCUCCUUAUGGGAGACAUUCCAGACCGAGCCAUAUUCCGCCAACCGAGUCUCGAGCAUGCCAUGGAGCCUUACUUGAGCCUUGUCCAGGCCGUACGUGUUGGCAAGAUUGAAGGAUUUCUCAACGUUGUCCAGACACAUAAUGCUUUGUUCAGACGCGACGGUACCUAUACUCUGAUCCUUCGUUUGCGCCAAAAUGUCAUCAAAACUGGAAUCCGUAUGAUGUCUCUGUCGUACGCCAAGAUCUCAUUGCGGGACAUCUGCUUGAAGCUAGACCUGGAGAGCGAGCAAUCGGCAGAGUAUAUUGUGGCCAAAGCAAUCCGAGAUGGGGUCAUUGAGGCUUCCAUCGACCAUGAGCAUGGUUUCAUGAAAAGCAAGGAGCUUGGCGAUGUCUAUGCUACCCGUGAGCCUGGCGAAGCCUUCCACGACAGAAUUAGAGCGUGCCUCGGUCUGCAUGAUGAAAGCGUAAAGGCAAUGCGGUAUCCUAUGAACCAACAUCGACUGGAGUUGAAGAACGCUCAAGAAGCUCGUGAGCGCGAGAGAGAGUUAGCAAAGGACAUUGUCGAAGGCGAGAUGGAUGACGAUGACGCCAGUGGAGACUUCGAAGGAAUGUGA